This is a messenger RNA of Helianthus annuus (common sunflower), 2065 nucleotides long. RefSeq names its product proliferating cell nuclear antigen. Gene Ontology annotation, biological process: leading strand elongation; translesion synthesis; regulation of DNA replication. NCBI's taxonomy places the organism in Eukaryota, Viridiplantae, Streptophyta, Magnoliopsida, Asterales, Asteraceae. The transcript is spliced from 7 exons. Gene Ontology annotation, molecular function: DNA binding; DNA polymerase processivity factor activity. Gene Ontology annotation, cellular component: PCNA complex. The coding region runs from base 95 to 1993 and encodes 632 amino acids. The record is from RefSeq and is a predicted model, not a curated record.
UCCACUUCCCGCCAAAAUCACAUGCGUCUUCUACCCCUCUCCUUCACCCACUACACACUCGUCUCUCUCUCUCUGUUAACACACUCAAAAAAAAAUGUUGGAAGUGAAGUCGGUGCAGCAGUGUACCAUGUUGAAGAAAGUAAUAGAAUCCAUAACGGAUCUAGUGUACAACGUCGACGCAAACUUCGAGUGUUCGUCCACCGGAAUCUCACUACAGGCCAUCGACCCAAUCCACGAGGCCAUGGUCUCGCUUCUUCUCAGAUCAGACGGCUUCGAGCACUACCGUUGUGAUCCUAACAUGUCUUUAGGAAUCAACCUCGGUAGCUUGGCUGAUAUGCUAAUGUGCGCUGGCGAUGACGACAUCGUUACCGUCAAGGCUCACGACGGCCAAAAUUGUGUUAGUUUUAUGUUUGAAAACCUCGAUCAAGACAAGAUUACUAAUUUUGAGAUGAAGCUGAUGGAUGUUGAUUACGAGCCUCUUGAAAUAAAAGAAUGCAAAUAUGACGCUGUUGUUCGAAUGCCAUCAUCCGAGUUUGCCAGAAUCUGCAAAGAUCUUAACACCAUGGGAGACAUUGUUGUGAUAUCUGUUACAGAAGACGGGUUGCAGUUCUUAACCAAAGGGGACACUGGUACUGCAAAUAUUGUGUGCAGACAAAACCCUUUCGCUGACAAGCGAGAAGAAGCGACUAUAAUUGAAAUGGUGAAACCGAUUUCAGAGAAAUAUGCAUUGAGGUUCCUGAAAUCUUUUACAAAGGCGGCCCCAUUGGCUAGCCAAGUGACACUGAGCUUGGCUUCUGAUUGGCCAAUGAUGGUCGAAUACAAGAUUGCGGAAAUGGGUCACCUGAGGUUCUAUUUGGCUCCAAAGAUGAAUAAAGAUAAUUGUCAAAAUGUUGAUCUGGUGGAACUGAAGUCGGUGCAGGGGAGCAUGCUGAGGAAAGCAAUAAAAACCAUAGCGAAUCUGGUGAACGAUGUCGACGCAAAAUUUGAGUGCUCGUCGACUGGAGUCUCACUUCAGGCCAUGGAUCCAAUGCACCAGGCGAUAGUGUCGCUUCUUCUCAGAUCCGACGGUUUUGAGCACUACCGCUGCGAUCGUAACAUGUCCUUGGGAAUAAACCUCGGUGUCAUGGCUAAAAUGCUAAAGUGCGCUGGGGAUAACGACAUCGUCACAAUCAAGGCUGCUGACGGCGACGAUUGUGUUAAUAUUGUGUUUGAAAACUUUGAUCAAAACAAGAUUACUAAUUUUGAGAUGAAGCUGACGGACGUUGAUUACAAGCCUCUUCAAAUACCAGAAUUCAGUUAUGACGCCACUGUUCGAAUGCCAUCAUCCGAGUUUGCAAGAAUCUGCAACGAUUUUAGCACAGUCGGAGACACUGUUGUGAUAUCUUUUACAAAAGAAGGGUUAGAGUUCUCAACCAAAGGGGACACUGGUACUGCAAAUAUUGUGUGCACACAAAACACUUUUGGUGACAAGCCAGAAGAAGCGACUAUAAUCGAAACGUGGAAACCAGUUUCAGCGAAAUUUGAACUGAGUUACCUCAACUCUUUCACAGAGGCAACCCCACUAGCUAGCCAAGUGACAUUGAGCUUGUGUUCUACAGGACUACUUAAGGUCGAAUACAAGAUUGUAGAAAUGGGUUAUCUAAAGUUCGGUCUGGCUGCAAAGGGAGAAGAAGUUAAAAAGAUGAACGGUGAGCCGGUGAAAACCAAGUCCAAUGGGAAAACCAAACGGGAAGUUAACAAAGAAGAUAUGAAGGCCAAAAAACGACAUAGAGCCAAGGUAGAAAAGAUCAAGGAGGAGAAGUUGCGCCUCAAGAAGGAGGAACAAGAAUAUAAAAUCAUUCUUUUGAAAGAGGAGGUGCGCAUGAUGCAGCAAAAACAAAUGGAUAAAGAUAUGAAGUUCUUUUCAAUGCCGCAUGAUAAUUUGGCUGGAGCGGCGUUGGAUGCGGUGCUGGCACGAAAGUGUGAAAUUGCACAACGUUGGGGAUGGAAAUGAAAGGUUUUUUUUUUUUAUUAAUUUUAUGUAUUGUAAUUGUUUCUAAUUAAUGAAAUGUUAUUUUAUUUACAA